CGUGCGCCGGCGUAGCAACAGUUGACAGAGAGCAAUCGUGAGUUUAAUCGCGAGUUGUGCAAAAGCGAAUCGAAGCUUCUAGACAUUUUCAUCUGCAAUUUUAUUUGAAACUUCGUUUCAAUUCAAAGAAAAAGCAACUGCAGCUUCAACAUGUCCCUGGUACCGCUGCUCUUCUCCGACUGGUGGGAGGACCUGGAAUAUCCUCAUCGGCUCUUCGAUCAACAUUUUGGUCUUGGCAUUCGACCCGAUCAACUAGCGAAUCCAAGUGUUCUGGAACGCUUCGCCCCUCAACGUGAUCGGCGUCUAAGAACGGCACCUUUGAUUUACUAUCGACCCUGGGGCGAGUUGUUACGCAAUAGCAACGAAGGCGGCACGUCUACCGUGAAAGCUGACAAGGACAAAUUCCAGGUAAUUCUGGACGUACAGCAAUUCAAGCCGGACGAGAUCAAUGUCAAGGUCGUAGACAAGUGCGUAGUAGUCGAGGCCAAGCACGAGGAGAAGCAGGAUGAGCAUGGCUGGAUUUCACGGCAGUUCGUACGCAAAUACAUGAUACCUGAACAAUGUAACAUCGACGAGGUGUCAUCGAGCUUGUCGUCGGAUGGGGUGUUGACCAUCACCGCGCCCAGGAAGGACAAGCCGGAGGCAAACAACGAGCGCUCCAUCAGGAUCGAGCAUACCGGCAAGCCGGCGAUUCAGGAGAAGGCAUCGGAGAAGAAGAAGGAGGAGAAGAAGAAGGGUUAAAUAGAAUUUUGUAAAAAUUAUAUCCCUGUCAUUAUUCAUAUAUGUUAUAUAUCUAUGAAAGAUGUCAAUGUGUUAUGUUUCUAUGAAAGAUAUCGUUCUUGUGUACGCUAUUAUGCGAUUAAAUUUUUUUUUUUUGUUUUUUUGUUUGAUAUAAAGCGUUGCUUAAAGCAUUGAGGUUGGUUUUUUUUUAUUUUUAUUUUUUGUAAGAUAAAUUGAACAAAUAAAAAUAAUUCAAUUGAAGCUUAA
Molecule: messenger RNA, 987 nt
Organism: Cataglyphis hispanica
Lineage: Eukaryota; Metazoa; Arthropoda; Insecta; Hymenoptera; Formicidae
Product: protein lethal(2)essential for life-like
Exons: 1
Coding region: 151-741 (196 amino acids)
Biological process (GO): response to heat; protein refolding
Molecular function (GO): protein folding chaperone
Source: RefSeq, a predicted model, not a curated record